AUUCGAGCUCCGUUUCCGCUGUCCCUCCAGUGGUAGCUCCCGGCUGUUCAUCGGGCACACGUUCAUCGGGGACACAUCUUGCGAACAAGGACACUUCUGUCGCAAACAGGCUGCCACUGAUGUUUACUCCGUCACGGCCUGCCGACUGCCUGGAGGAGAGCAGUGGGAGCAGAAGCAAAACGCCGACAAUUUUCACGAAGGAAUCAAGCAUCGAGGUUAUUUUAUGGCUUCACUUAUCCCAUCUUUUAGCCCAUCUGGGAACAGUUUUCAAGUAGAUAUAGAAAAAUAGAAAUAUAUGAGGGAAAAGUUACCUUUUUCUCUUUUAUAUCUUCCUCUGGUCUGUCUUUUUUCUAGUUAGGUCGGCUCCACCACAAAAAAAAAAAAAAUAUAUGAGGGAAAAUAUUGAUUGGGGUGAGCUCUAAUUUUUUCGUCGCGCGGGGGAACGGAAUCGCCACUGCCUCACGAUAA
This is a messenger RNA of Amoebophrya sp. A25, 468 nucleotides long. Lineage: Eukaryota; Dinophyceae; Syndiniales; Amoebophryaceae. The record is from the annotation of a GenBank genome assembly.